This is a messenger RNA of Anthonomus grandis grandis, 1816 nucleotides long. RefSeq names its product SET domain-containing protein SmydA-8-like. Lineage: Eukaryota; Metazoa; Arthropoda; Insecta; Coleoptera; Curculionidae. The record is from RefSeq and is a predicted model, not a curated record. Bases 86 to 1762 code for a protein of 558 amino acids. Gene Ontology annotation, molecular function: protein binding. The transcript has 9 exons.
GACCCCUCCCACUUUCACUCAAAUUUUCACCGCAUUUUUUCAAUCCGAGUUUUACAAUCUUUGCUAUGUAAAUUUUAUAUAAAAUAUGGAUAAUAAAUGCGCGGAAUGCGGUAAUCCCGCCGAAUUAAAGUGUUCUGCGUGCAAAUUGGUGGCCUAUUGUGGCAAGGAACAUCAGAGAAAGCAUUGGAAAGAGCAUAAAGUGCUGUGUAGACCUUUUGAGAUCGGAGAAGAUCCUGCAAUAGGAAAAUGUUUAAUUGCAACCAGAGAUCUCCAGCCAGGAGACUUAAUUUUAACGGAAAAUCCCUUAGUCUAUGGUCCUCGGCCCCAUAUGGUUGAGGAAGGACCCAUACCUUGUCCAGGAUGCUGCCGAUUGAUAAUUCCUGACAAAGCAGCUAGAUGCGAGGGUUGUGAUUUUCCGGUUUGCAACCCGAAGUGUCCCGGAUUAAAGGACAUGGACAGACAUGGUCACGAGUGUAUGAUUUUGGGACUUAGAGACGUAAGGGCUAUAAACGGAUUGCACGAUUUUUACAGACAAGAUGUCUUGCUCACUUUAAGAUGUUUGCUACUACAAAAUAGACAUCCCAAAAAGUUUCAACAAAUUUUAGAUAUGGAAAGUCACAUGGACAGAAGAGGCAAAAAUACUGACACUUACAACAUAAUCGAGAGCAGAGUGGCCGAUUAUCUCCUGGAUAACUUCUUUGCUCCCAUGCGUAUCUUGGAGGGAAAAUCGGGCAAGCAGGUAUUGAAAGAUAUCUCCAAAGAAACAAUUCAUAAGAUUUGUGGAGUUAUUGACGUAAAUGCUCUAGAAAUUAACCAGGAUGCUGAAAUCACUGCUCUGUAUCCCACCGCUUACCUUAUGGAGCAUAAUUGCUUAAGUAAUACGGUACAUCAGUUUGAAAAUAGCGACAAGGGAUAUACCAUAACUAUAAAAGCAGCCCUACCCAUAAACAAAGGGGAGCACAUUUCCACGAUGUACACCCACGCCCUCUGGGGAACCCAGGCCAGAAGAGAACAUUUAAAAGAAACAAAAUAUUUUGAAUGUAAAUGUAAAAGAUGUAAAGAUCCUACUGAGUUAGACACUUAUUUGAGCGCUCUAAGGUGCAUUGGGACUUUAGAUGAUGAACCUUGUGGAGGUAUUCAGCUACCAAUCAACCCCUUGGACGAUAAUACCGAGUGGGCCUGUAAUAAAUGCGACGUAAAACUUACCAAUCAAGAAGUCUCUUUUUUGGUGAAUCAAAUUGGUGAGGAAGUGGACAAUGUUCAACUGUCCAAUCCGACUGUUAGGGAGCUGGACAGCCUUUUAACGAAAAUGUUAAAUUUUGUACAUCCGAAUCAUUACCAUGUUUAUUCGGUGAAACAUUCCUUGGUCCAAUUGUAUGGGUAUCAACAGGGUUAUAUGCCCAACCAGUUAAGCGAUGAUGUGCUUGCGAAGAAAGCAACAAUGUGUCGAGAACUUUUGGAUAUUAAUAAGAAAAUCGACCCAGCCAAUGCAAGAUUACCGCUUUACUCAGGAGUCCUUUUCCAUGAACUCUAUCUAGCCAACAUGAUUUUGAUAAAACGUAAGUGGGACUUGGGAAUUAAAACCAAAGUAAAAUCGAUUAAUUUAAUGUUGCAAGAGUGUAAAUUUUCUCUGCAUAAAGCCAUCGAAGUACUGCAAAACGAGAAAAACUCUCCUGCUGGUGAAAAAUUACUAAAUCUCAUAAAAGGAUCCAAGAAAGAAUUUGAGAAGUUUGUUACUAGAAAUAAGAUAGAUGUAGCUUAAACAUAUAUUAUUGCAAUGUCACCUUUUAAAGAAAUAAAUGUACUCAAUUAAUAA